AUGCCGGAAACCAGCGAAAAUGCCGAAAAGCUAAAAGCGUUAUCCACCCGAAAGUCCAGACUUCGUUCUUCACUGACUAGAAGUAUGUCAUACGUAAGUGAGAAGCUGGCAACGGCAGAUUUUAACGAAGUUAAAGUGAAAUUGACAAUGGUCGAAGAUAUAUAUAAAAAUUAUCUUGCUUUACUUGACGAAUUCGACAACUUCGAAGUUCCGGAUCUGGACCCUUUCAUAGAAAAAUUCGAAGAUGACUACAUCGCCAUUAAAGGUAAAUUAGAAAGCAGUAUCGAAAAAUUCUCUAAUAGCAGUGCUGUUCCAGGUUUUAAAAGACAGUGUACAACUGAAUCUGGUGGUAGCGGUAGUUGUUGUUCUUCUUCAAAAGCUACGAUUAAGUUACCAAAGUUGGAGUUGAAGAAAUAUGGUGGUAAUCUACUUGAAUUCGAAUCGUUUUGGUCUUCGUUCAACUCAGCUGUACAUAAUACUGAUUUAGAAGCAACUGAUAAAUUUACGUACUUGAGAAAUAACCUGGUAGGCGAAGCUGAAUUAUUGUUGAAAGGUAUGGGUACCACUGCUGCAAACUAUCCAAUCGCAUACGAAAUGGUAAAAAAGAAGUUUGGUAAUAAAAAGAAAUUAAUUGAUUUAUUAUACGAUAAUUUAACGAAAAUUCCAAAAAGUAACAAAUGGACUAAAAAUUUGCGAAAUACUUACGAUAAUAUUGAAUCGAAUUUACAUGCUUUAGAAGGUGUAGGUGAAAAUAUUCAAAACAACACCAUACUGUACUCGAUGAUUAUGAAGAAGUUUCCAUUUGAUAUAAUUAUGAAAGCCGAUUUGGAUGUUGCAAGUAACGAUUUAUCCGAAUUGAGGCAGAAAGUUGGCGAAUUGAUAUGGAAACAAGAGCAAUAUUGUGGUACUACAGAGAGCUUGAUAACUGGUGAUAGAAAACCGAGUAAAAAAUGUAUCUAUUGCGGUGAAACGUCACAUUAUUCCGAUGAAUGCAGCAAAAUAACGACAUUGGAAGACCGAAGAAAGAAAUUGAAUGGUCGUUGCAUCAUUUGUUUGAAUCCUGGUCAUCUCGCUAAAGACUGUACGGUAAACAAACCAUGUGUACAUUGUAAGAAACGUCGUAGUCAUCAUCGUAGUUUAUGUAUUAAAUUAUUUUCAAAAGAAGUUAGUAAUCCUGAACCAACUGAAUCUUUACUAAUGAAAGAUCAAGAAGGUAACCUGUUAGCAGCCACAAUCAACAUUGGUAAUGAAAGUCGUGUUCAGAAAGUUACCUCAAUUCUGGAUAGCGGUUCAAGAAGAUCGUACAUUACUACGAGGUUGGCCGAUAAAUUAAAAUUGAAGCCUCUUCAUUAUGAAACGAUUAGAAUUUCUACGAUUUGUUCCGAAGCUCCUCGAGAAAUUUCAACCAAGGUCGUUAGUUUAGAUAUUUUUACAAAUGAUGGUGAAAAAAUAAAAAUCACUGCAAAUACGAUACCUAAAAUUAUUAAUCGAAUAAAUCACCACGAUAUUAAGUUAGAUUCCAGAUUCAAGAAAUUCAAGCUCGCUGAAGUUGAUAAAAAUCUUGUACCUGAACUCCUGAUUGGAAAUGACUACAUGUUCGAUUUUAUGGUCAUGGAAAAAGUAAUUAUUGAUGAUUCAACUUCGUUAAUCAAUUCGAAAUUUGGAUGGCUGGUUGUUGGUCGAAUCGAUAAAAACCACGAAACUCCAGUUUUCUUCUCCGAGAUUGAAAUGGUAGAAAACCUAUGGAAAUUAGAUGCGAUUGGGAUAGAUGAUUCAACCUCAGUGGAGGAUAUUGGCGAUGAACUUGCGGUAAAAAGUUUUUAUGAUAAUAUAGAAUUGAUAGAUAAUCGUUAUGAAGUAGCUUGGCCCUGGAAAGAGUACCCUCCUGAUUUAAAAUCGAACAAAGGGCUCGCCUACGGUCGUUUGAAAUCUCAGAUGAGAAAAUUCGAAAAGAACAAAGAAUUAUUCGACGAAUAUGACAAAGUGAUCAAAUACCAAGAGUCUCAAGGUAUUAUCGAACGAGUCAACGAAUCUAUCAACGAUAAAGAAGAUUUAGUUCAUUAUCUUCCGCAUCACGAAGUUCUGACACCAGAAAGAAUUGUGAAGAAAAUUGAUAAAUCGUUCAAUUAUCGCUACGUUCCAUCUGCUGAAAAUCCUGCUGAUAUAGCCAGUCGCGGUGCAGAAGUGCAAGAUUUGAAUUCGUUCUGGUGGGAAGGCCCCACAUGGUUGAAAGAGAUGGAAGUUGCUUGGCCAAAGGCAAUGAAUUUACAAUUUGAAUCCGAACCUGAACCUGAACCAGAACCAGUACUUAUCUCCAAUAAUACAGCUGUAAUUCAGCCUCCUUUUAAAAUCGAUUGUACUCAAUUUAAAACCCUCAACUAUCUACUUGAUGCAACGUUAAGCUACAUGAAAAAUGUCAAUCCGAAUAAUAUUGUUCAGAAAACCGAAGAAGCUUUCAACCAGUGGAUUAUGUAUAUCCAAAACAAAAAUUAUCCUGAUAUUUCGCAACCUAAUCCGCUUGGUUUAAAACGUGAUUCUCAAAAUAUUAUACGUUGUCAUGGACGCCUGGUUGAAUCAUGUCUCGACGAUAAUGCAAAGUUUCCAAUACUUCUACCUGAGAAAGAAUACUUCACUCACUUAUUAAUUGAAAAAAUUCAUAUCGAUAACUAUCAUGUUGGCGUUUCGCAUACUCUCUCUGAAUUGAGAAAAAAUUUCUGGAUUCCAAAAGGCAGAUCGACGGUGUACUACGUUCUAAAAAAAUGUGCUAACUGCAAAUACUACGAUGGUGGUCCAUAUAAAUAUCCUGCAAUUCCUCCGUUACCUGAAUUUCGUGUAAAUCAAAGCAGUCCGUUUUCCUGUUGUGGUAUCGACACAUUUGGUCCUUUAUACGUCAGUGAUAACUCAGUCCAGAAAAAAGUAUUUGUUAGUAUUUUUGUUUGUAUGAUUACGCGUGCGAUUCACUUAGAACUUUUAGAGAAUAUGACCACUCAAGAAUUCCUACUCGCUUUUCGUAAUUUUAUAGCAUUACGCACAAUUCCAAAAUUCGUAAUAAGUGACAACACGCCACAAUUUAAAAUAACCAAAUCAGCUUUUGAAAAUCUUUGGCAACAAAUAAUUUCUGAUAAUGAUGUAAUAGAUUUUUGUAAAAAUAAUUUGAUAGAAUGGAAACUGUUGCCUGAAUAUGCCCCGUGGCAUGGCGGUUUUUACGAAAGAUUAAUCGGUAUAGUGAAAAUGUCGCUAAAGAAAACAAUUUUUAAUUGUAUAAUAAUAGAAAAUCAAUUGAGAACCGUGUUGUAUGAAGUAACUUCUGUUAUUAAUUCGCGUCCUAUUGUUUACGUAGGUGAAAAUGAUAGUAAUGUAUUAACACCUAAUGAUUUGAUGAAUACCAAAUUCGAUUUUAUUCCGGAUAUUGAUAAUGUUAAAAAUAUUAAACGUGAUGUAAUCGUAAAUUUAUGGAAAAGAUCUAACGAUAUUAUUAAUCAAUUUUGGAACGUUUGGAAAUUUCAAUAUUUAACUAGUCUUCGUGAACGUAAUAUUAGUAUAAAACAAAAGAAAAAUGUAGUAGACUUAGUUCCUAAAGUAGGAGAUAUCGUAUUAAUUGAAGGUGAUAAAAAAUUUUGUCCUAGAGGAGAGUGGAAAGUUGGUAAAGUAAUUAAUGUUAAUGUUAGCUCAGACAGUAAUGUUAGAUCAGCAAUCGUUGAAACUAAAAAUUCUAAACUUACCCGUCCCAUUAACAAAUUGUAUCCCUUGGAAACAUCGUAA
Planococcus citri (citrus mealybug) is the source of this 3762-nucleotide messenger RNA. RefSeq lists its product as uncharacterized. Bases 1 to 3762 code for a protein of 1253 amino acids. The record is from RefSeq and is a predicted model, not a curated record. Lineage: Eukaryota; Metazoa; Arthropoda; Insecta; Hemiptera; Pseudococcidae. The transcript is spliced from 3 exons. Gene Ontology annotation, biological process: DNA integration. Gene Ontology annotation, molecular function: nucleic acid binding; zinc ion binding.